Messenger RNA from Raphanus sativus (radish), 1264 nucleotides. RefSeq names its product GDP-fucose transporter 1. The record is from RefSeq and is a predicted model, not a curated record. The transcript has a single exon. Bases 93 to 1118 code for a protein of 341 amino acids. Gene Ontology annotation, cellular component: Golgi apparatus. Gene Ontology annotation, molecular function: antiporter activity; GDP-fucose transmembrane transporter activity. NCBI's taxonomy places the organism in Eukaryota, Viridiplantae, Streptophyta, Magnoliopsida, Brassicales, Brassicaceae.
UCUUUAAGUCGUCGCCUUCCAUCCUCCUCCUCUAAUAGUCUAAUCUCUCUAUUGUCUCGAUCCAGAUCUAUUGUCUCGAUCCAGAUCAAACAAUGUCCUCCUCCCGAUCCGAUUCCAGCAAGCCACACUACGCGACGAGCAGCCUCGUGAUCGGCUACGCCCUCUGCUCCAGCCUCCUCGCCGUCAUCAACAAGUUCGCCAUCACCUACUUCAACUACCCUGGCCUCCUCACCGCCCUCCAGUACCUAACCUCCGCCGUCGGCGUCUGGCUCCUCGGCAAACUAGGGUUCCUCCGCCACGACGCCUUCGCCUGGGACACCGCCAAGAAGUUCCUCCCCGCCGCCCUCGUCUUCUACCUCGCCAUCUUCACCAACACCAACCUCCUCCGCCACGCCAACGUCGACACCUUCAUCGUCUUCCGUUCCCUCACCCCUCUCCUCGUCGCCGUCGCCGACACCCUCUUCCGCGGCCAGCCGCGUCCCUCCAGGCUCACGUUCCUCUCUCUCCUCGUCAUCCUCGCCGGCGCUGUAGGGUACGUCGCUAACGACUCGGCUUUCACUCUCACCGCUUAUUCCUGGGCCUUGGCUUACCUCGUCACCAUCACCACCGAGAUGGUUUACAUCAAGCACAUGGUCUCCACCCUCGAACUCAACACCUGGGGGUUGGUUCUGUAUAACAACCUCUUGUCGCUGAUGAUCGCGCCGUUUUUCUGGUUCCUCACGGGAGAACACGCGGAGGUUUUCACGGCGGUGAAUGCUAACGGAGGGAACGUGUUCGAGCCGGUUGCGUUCUUCGCUGUGGCCUUGUCCUGUGUGUUUGGUUUCCUCAUUAGCUUCUUCGGGUUCGCUGCUAGGAAAGCUAUCUCCGCCACUGCUUUUACCGUGACGGGGGUUGUGAACAAGUUCUUGACUGUUGUGAUUAAUGUUGUGAUUUGGGAUAAGCACGCGACUCCGUUUGGUUUGGUUUGUUUGCUUGUUACCAUCUGUGGAGGUGUUGGUUAUCAGCAGUCUGUUACAGUGGCUAAGAAGCCGACCAAUGGUCCGUCGAACAAUGCCGACAAGGGUGAGGAUGAUGAGUCGAUGGAGUUGAUUCCGGGGAAAGUAGCUACUAAUGUAUGAGAGAGGCUUUCCAUUAGCUUUUGAUUUUUUUUUGAAUUGAGAGGUUUCUUCAAUGGUUUAUGGCCUCUAUAGUAUCAAUUUUGUAAACUUGUUUCACUCUCAUUCUUUUCUACCUAUUAUUAUACAAGAAAAUCAGCUUUAUCUUC